Meloidogyne enterolobii is the source of this 405-nucleotide messenger RNA. The record is from the annotation of a GenBank genome assembly. Lineage: Eukaryota; Metazoa; Nematoda; Chromadorea; Rhabditida; Meloidogynidae.
UUUUAGGUAACCUAUAUACCCCUAUUAAAUAUGUCUACAAUUCAAUCUUCUUCAAAUGAAGAAUCUAUUCCUUUAACUACUCUUAUUGACGAAAAUGUUGAAGGUGACAAAACUCCGGAAGGAGGGAAUGUUAACAUUUCAGGAGUUAAAGGUGAAAAUCCUAUGUGCAUUUUGACAAAAGUUGACAUGGCAAAUUUUGCUACAAAGGCAGACCUGGCGAAGGAAUUGGCAAAUUUUGCUACUAAAGAGGACCUGGCGAAUUUUGCUACAAAGAAGGACCUGGCAAAUUUUGCUACUAAGAAGGACCUGGAUGUUUUUAUGAAAAAGAUUGAAAAGGUUUUGUUUUAUUUCUUUAGUAAACUUGUGGUAGUUUUACCAUUUGCUGGGAAUUCUUUCUUAGAUUGA